AUGAACAAAUAAUUAUUAUCCACAGUAUACACUAGUACAUAUUUACCUUAAAAAAGGGAAUAAUUAUUUCCUAAUUAGGAAAUAUAAAAAUAAAUAUAAGCGUAUGGAACAUCUAAUUGGACAGAAAAUAUGAUACAAAUAAAAGAAAAAUUAUAAGCAAAAGAUAUAAUACUAAGUAAUUAUACUGAAGAAUCUAUUUUAGAAUAAGAUAAUUCAUAAAAUUAAAUAUUAAUAUAAAAAGAUGGUUUUAUUAGUAAUUUAAGUUUCUGGAAUGACUUAAUACUUAUAGGAGAAAAAUUAAAAAACGCUCAACCUUAGUAUAUUGCAUUAAGGCAUUUUUUAUAAAUAAUAAAUAAAUAAUUACCUUCGGCUGUAUAUAUUCCUUUUGUAUGGAAAAGUAUAAGACAUUAUAACAUUUUAAAUAUUGUAGUUGAAGAAACAAAGCUUUUUUCUUCAAAAGAGCGAUCUCCCUUUUCAAUUUGUUGUGAAGUUUAUAGACCUGAAGAAAGUUUUUUUCAUGAAAUAGAGAAUCUUUUUUAAGAAUAAGAAAUAGAUAAUUAUCUGUCUUUUCCUUUUACUACAAAUCGAGAAGCUCGAGAAGAAGAUAAUCCUUUUUGUAAAUAAUCGUGUUGCUUUGAGAAUAAAGGGGAAUAUUUUUAAAAUAGUUCUUUUAUUAAGGAAAAUAUUGAACAUUAUACAAAUAGGAAAAUAAAUAUUGAUUUAGAAUAAAGAUAAAAAUAAAUUGAAGAAUAAAAACAUAAUUAAUUAUAAAAAUAAGAUGAAAUAAUAAGUUAAAAUAAAGAAAAAAAUAUUCAAUAAUUGAUUUUUGGUGAAGAUUUUAUAAAAAAAGAAGAAAGAAUUCGAGAAAACUCUCCAUUUGGAAAUUUAAAAACAUGGAAAUUAAUCGAAAUAAUAGUAAAAAAUGAAGAAAAUAUUAAAAUGGAAUAAUUCGCUACUUAAUUAAUUUAUUAAUUUCAUUAAAUCUUUAAAAAAUAAAAACUUCCUUUAAGUCUUUUCCCUUACGAAAUAGUUUCUUUAUCUUAAUAAGCUGGUAUAUUAUAAAUGGUGCCAAAUGCAGUCACUUUUGAUCAUUUAAAACGUACUAUGUGGUAAGAUUUUCCUUAAAAAAAUAAUUUCGGAGAUUUCUUUGAUAUUAUUUUUCCUUCUUAAAAUCUUUAAAGUGCCAAAUAUAAUUUUUUGCAUUCUCUAUGUGCUUAUUCUUUAGUAUGCUAUUUUCUUUAAAUCAAAGAUAGGCAUAAUGGUAAUAUUAUGUUACACAAAUCUGGACAUAUUGUACACAUUGAUUUUGGGUUUUUCCUUUCUAGUGCUCCAGGAAAAGGAGGGGUUCAUAUAGAAAAAAAACUGCCUUUUAAACUUAUUUCGGAAUAUUUGGAAAUUUUAGGUGGUGUUGAUGGAUAAUUGUUUGGUUUAUUUAGGAAAUUAUUUUUUAAAGGAUUCUAAGCAGCUUAAAAACAUUAGGAUGAAAUUCUAAUUUUGGUAAAUAUGAUGUAUGAGGGUGAAGGGUCAAAUAUGUAAUGUUUUUAAAAAGGAGAAACGUGUAUUUAAGAACUUUAUCAAAGAUUUAACCCUUAAGGGAUUAGUAAUGAUGGAGAUUUAAAUGUUUUUUGUAAUAAUUUAAUUAAUUAAUCACUUGAUAAUUGGCGUACUAAAUGGUACGAUAAAUAUUAGUAUUUUUGUUCUGGCAUAUUUUAUUGAUUUUUUGUUUACUUCUAUUUUUUUUCUUUUUGAUAGAUGUAAAAUAUCUUAAGUAAAAAAUAUAUUUUUAUAUUUAAAAAAUAAAUAAUAAUCACAAAAAAUACAUUUAUAAAAUUCCACAAA
Molecule: messenger RNA, 1839 nt
Organism: Ichthyophthirius multifiliis
Lineage: Eukaryota; Ciliophora; Oligohymenophorea; Hymenostomatida
Product: phosphatidylinositol 4-kinase, putative
Exons: 2
Biological process (GO): phosphatidylinositol-mediated signaling; phosphatidylinositol phosphate biosynthetic process
Cellular component (GO): membrane; cytoplasm
Molecular function (GO): 1-phosphatidylinositol 4-kinase activity
Source: RefSeq, a predicted model, not a curated record